Molecule: messenger RNA, 760 nt
Organism: Trichechus manatus latirostris (Florida manatee)
Lineage: Eukaryota; Metazoa; Chordata; Mammalia; Sirenia; Trichechidae
Gene: CRABP1
Product: cellular retinoic acid binding protein 1
Exons: 4
Coding region: 107-520 (137 amino acids)
Biological process (GO): fatty acid transport
Cellular component (GO): nucleus; cytosol
Molecular function (GO): fatty acid binding; retinoic acid binding
Source: RefSeq, a predicted model, not a curated record
CGUGGUGUUGGGCGCAGAGGGCCAGUCUCCGCCUUGCAGCUCAGAGUGUGCCAGCUGCACUGCCUCUGUCCGUGCCCGCGCCCGCCUUCCCGCCGCCGCCGCUACCAUGCCCAACUUCGCCGGCACCUGGAAGAUGCGCAGCAGUGAGAAUUUCGACGAGCUACUCAAGGCAUUGGGUGUGAACGCCAUGCUGAGGAAGGUGGCGGUGGCGGCUGCAUCCAAGCCGCACGUGGAGAUCCGCCAGGACGGGGAUCAGUUCUACAUCAAGACGUCCACCACGGUGCGCACCACCGAGAUCAACUUCAAGGUCGGAGAAGGCUUCGAGGAGGAGACAGUGGACGGACGCAAGUGCAGGAGUUUAGCCACUUGGGAGAAUGAGAACAAGAUCCACUGCACACAAACUCUCCUCGAGGGGGAUGGCCCCAAAACCUACUGGACCCGCGAGCUGGCCAACAACGAACUCAUCCUGACGUUCGGCGCCGAUGACGUGGUCUGCACAAGAAUUUACGUUCGCGAGUGAAGGCAGCCGGCCUGCUCCAGCAUUCGGGGUGGGUGGGAUACGCCCUCCCCCGGGAAUAUGUCAUAGGCCCAAGCUGCCGGUGACCUCCCUUUCCUCCAUCGACAUUAGGUGAUCCCCUGGUUCUCCCCUGAUAAUGUUGUAGUGUUCCCCCCAAGGCCUUCAUGCCUUUCAUGUCCCUGGUGCUCCGUGGUUUGGCAUUUGCAUGGUUUCAUCAGUCAUUAAACUGGAUGGACAUAGCUC